This is a messenger RNA of Linum tenue, 616 nucleotides long. Lineage: Eukaryota; Viridiplantae; Streptophyta; Magnoliopsida; Malpighiales; Linaceae. The record is from the annotation of a GenBank genome assembly.
UCGCUGCUGAGCACCGCUUUCUUCUCCGUCUGCCGCCUCCACAGGGACGCCGCGAGGAGCGAAUGCAACAUGUACUGCCUGGAUUGCAAGGGCGAGUCGUUCUGCUUCUACUGCCGCUCUUCCCGCCACAAGGAUCAUCAAGUCAUCCAGAUUCGGAGGUCUUCGUAUCACGACGUGGUGAGGGUCGGUGAAAUACAGAGGUUGCUGGACAUCUGCGGGGUACAGACGUACGUGAUAAACAGCGCCAGAGUGAUGUUCAUGAACGAGCGGCCGCAGCCCAAAUCGGAGUCGCCCACAUUUGUGAGAUUUGCGGCCGGAGCUUGCUCGACACAUUCCGCUUCUGCUCGUUGGGCUGCAAGGUAAGAUUGCAGAGGAAAAUCCGCCAUUGAUGUUUGUUAGGCCCGGCAUUGCCUAAAAUUAGGCAAAAGUUCAUAGUGGGGGUGAUUGCAGAAGAGAAAGCUUCUUGUAGGAAGAUGAACAGGCGGUGGUGGUGGGGAGAGAGAAAGACAUUUAUUUUUUAAUGUUUUUAUAAUUUUUUUAAUUUAAUUUGUUAAAAAAUAUAAGUAUAAAAUUUUAAUUAUUUUCCACCUAACAUUAUAUUUUAAUAAAAUAUGCC